Fraxinus pennsylvanica is the source of this 306-nucleotide messenger RNA. Lineage: Eukaryota; Viridiplantae; Streptophyta; Magnoliopsida; Lamiales; Oleaceae. The record is from the annotation of a GenBank genome assembly.
AUGCCCCCGUGCUCGGUAGGAAUAUUAGUAGAUCGGGGUCUUGGAACAACAACAAUAUCAAGAACCUCAAUAUCCCUCUAUACAGCAGUUAUUUUCAUUGGUGGGAAAUACGAUCAGGAGGCUCUUGCCUAUGCUGGGCGUGUAGCGUGCCAUCUUGGAGUGAAGUUGACAUAUAAGAUUUUUAUGACGGCAUGUAGCUGGAGGACAUGUAGCUUAGAUGGAAAGUACCUUAUUAAUCCCGGCCAGUCAUUUUCGACGCUAAGGUCACUUGAAGAGAAAUAUGGGCUUAUCAUUGUGGGUCGAUGA